This is a messenger RNA of Branchiostoma floridae (Florida lancelet), 5782 nucleotides long. RefSeq names its product zinc finger CCHC domain-containing protein 2-like. The record is from RefSeq and is a predicted model, not a curated record. Lineage: Eukaryota; Metazoa; Chordata; Leptocardii; Amphioxiformes; Branchiostomatidae. Gene Ontology annotation, molecular function: nucleic acid binding; zinc ion binding; phosphatidylinositol binding. The transcript is spliced from 17 exons. Bases 204 to 3509 code for a protein of 1101 amino acids.
GAAAUUGCACGUGCAGGCCGCAUGCAAGGCAUACUCUCAAUUAUUUUGUUACGUAUGGGGUCUUGUAAAGUGCCCGGAUGAGGUUUCCUAUGCCAAAAUUCGACAGUAAUGGCGGCCGGUCGACCCAGUGAUCAGCAUAUACCGGGGUUCUUCUCUCGUUUUCUCUUGCUGGAGUAAAUGUAUCGAGCCGACGUUACGCAGAAAUGGUGUGCAAGGAAGAGGUCUUCUCCUGGUUCCAAAGUUUGACCAGUCCCAAAAGGAUAGAAUUUUUGUGCGGGCUGUUGGAUUUCUGUCACCCUAUCGAGCUUCGAUUCUUGGGAACCUGUCUAGAAGAGCUGUGCCGAAAGGAUUACAACUUUCUCAGGGACUCCGAGCAAAAGGCGAACAACACACAUGAACUACAGUCACUGGACGAUAUCGGAGAUGAUACCGUACGGACGAAACUUAUCGUGUAUCUGGCUCUGUUGUACACGACGAAUAGUCAGGGGUCGAACGUUCUGUCCCAUACAUUGAAUCACGUUGAAAGCACCGUUCUGAAUGGGCUGCAGCUCACAGAGCAAAUCAAGGAGGAGUUUCUCCUGCUCCUCGCCAUGGCAGCUAACCACCCCGCGUUUUCCAUCCACCAGCGUCUGACUUUCAGUACCCAGAUGGAAAGGUUACAAGCUCAGCCAACUGUUGAAGUGUGUAAGGGGUCAAGUGCAGAUCAUAGGAAAGAGGAGGAGGAGGUCAUCUCUGAGGAGAACUUCACAACUCCUGGUACGCAGCCCAACACAGACAACAGCAAGGAGACUCAACAACCAAAAGUAUAUGUGAGAUCCAUUGAGGUCAAAGGUUGCAAGAAGACAGGUGGCCGUGAGCGAGGAUGUGUCUACACCAUGCAGGUCAGCUGGUCGGAUGGCACCCUCACUACUGUCAACAGAACCUACCGGGAUCUGUGCGACUUCCAGUGCAAGCUGCAGAAUCUGUUUCCUGAUGAGACUGGUGCAAACAGGAGCAAGGGGAUCAUCCCCCACCUGCCAGGUAAAGCUGGGGAGACUGGCAAGCGAGAUGUUGACAUGGAGAACUAUGUCAGACAACUGGUGUCGUUACCCAGACAUAUCCUGGAGUCGGAUCAUGUGACCAGCUUCUUCGGCCACCAGCAGUACCACCACCCCUACCCGGCCAGCCCCGCCCCAGCCGGACACACCCCCAACAAUGUGCAAGACGGUGUAGAUGAGUGUAGAAGACCCUGGCCUGCCAGUGAGCCCAGCCCGAGCGGCGGCUCUCACCAGCACCACUGUCCCACCUCCAUCCCCUCCACCUGCCACGAUGCUGCAGGCAGCACUGCAGGCUCCCCACACCCUGCCCCUGAGAUGCCCUCGCCAGUGAAUGACCACAAGGCGGGGAUGCCUUUGCAGAUUCCCAUGGUCCAUGGGCCGACCAUGCCUACGCAUGUCAGCUACCAGUGUCCCAGACAAGCUAGGUUUUACAAGCACACCUAUGCAUCCCUGAGAACCUCCUCCCCCGCCCCCAGCACCUCGGCCUUGCCCAUGCCCCUCCCCUCCCCCCACGAGACGUUCCUCCCCUCCCCACCCCCCACCUCUCCCAGGAAUCUGGAGAUUAUGCUGAAGGACAUCCGACUCCACAAGUACUACCCCCAGCUCAAGGACUAUCGCAUGGAACAGAUCAUGGGUAUGACGGACGAGGAUCUUGCGAACCUUGGCUUGACAGAAGGGGCGCGACGGAAACUCAAAAUCCACCUGGAUGCAGUGCAGAACCCUGCGUUCAGAGCGGUCUUGGGACCCAAGAACAAGACCACAUGUGGCCAUAGGAAAGGGCCCAUGAACGGACUCCACGUCGACAUCCCCAUCCAUCAGGCCACCGCGGUGGUGACCGGACCCAUGCCGGUCAUGCCUCCUCCGUCCCCCAUCCAGACACCGCCCCCCAACUACCCCCCCACGGUGCAACCCAUGCCCCAUCAGAACCUGCUGCACAUGCAGAGCCUGCCGUCCAACAGUGGUGACAGCUCCAGCUCGGAGUGCUGCAGCUCCCCCACCCCCUCCAGCCCCAGGCACGGGGACAAGGAGUCAUCAGACAGCAGCGAUGAGGAGGAGAAAGAAGACGAGUAUCCUCUGAGGCAAGUAGCCAACGCAUGGAGGAACCCUCCCCACAACAGGAGAGCCAGCUUGCACCACCCCUCCCAGCAGAGACCCCCUCCUCCGCCACCACCCCCUCCCCCCUUCUGCCACGUGGAGACACAGCAUCGCAGCCACUGGACACACCGGCAGCCCCACAUGGGCCGCAUGGAAAAAGGCUACCCUCCCAACCGUCCUUAUGCAAUACCCAUCGUCCCAAACGCAGUACCCCAGAUGGGACAUGGGGGCGACCAGAGCCCUGUGCCACCUCUCCAGAGCCCGUUGGACGGAAGGAUCAUCCCCACGGUCAAUGCCACGGCAGUUAUCGCCACGACGCAAGUGGAGAACAGAUCCCAGGGGAACAACCUUCGGCCGAACGUCUCGUCCUUCCAGCCGCAAAUGAUGUCGCCGCAGGCGGAGAACUUCCCACACACGACGCUGACGCUCCCGAGCACCAUCACCACGGUUUCCGUGGCGACAACGGGAUUCACCAUGUUCCCGCCGCAGGGUAAGUGUGCGGUCAUUCCGCCGAGCGUGAACGAAAUCGUAACCAUCGGGAAGGGCACGGUCACCUUUGUGAGCACCACGACGUCGCCGAAUCCAGAAACACAUUUCUGCAGCACCAAGCCUACGACAAAUCCCACACAGACCGUUGCUCAAACCGUCCCCUCUAAAGGAGAGAGCAAAGAGGCGGCCAGCAUGACAGAGGAGAGCUCUGAAGGCAGUGCCAAAGGCACCACUACAGUAACUUAUGCCAACCCAACCUUGCAGAAUGCAGUCAACAUGACCAGUGAAAGCAGUCCUUCUCCAAGCACUUCCACCACUCCCUCCAACCCCCCGCCUGCGCCCCCUCCCCCUCCUUCCAGCUCACACAACGGGCCCCACUCCAGAGGGUGUAGCAACUGUGGAUGUAGCGGCAACUGUGGCUCCUCUUCCAGCAGCAACUACACCUUCAACUACCCGGGGUACCUGCACCCCAACAACAUGAACUCUCCCUUCCCGUUCCACUUCGGACACUACUUCCCCAACUUGGGAGGAAACGGACUGAUCGGCAUCCCCCCGCCGAGCAACAUUCCAUCGUACGCGUCCUUCCCCCACAUCCCCCCGCUGCAGUUCCCCAACGGACUGAACCCAGCCAACAUGUACAACUUCCAGGGGAGCUACGGACACAUGCCGCCCAACUACAUGCACCCGGGGCUGAUGCUGCAGGGGGGGCAGGGCAUGUUUCCCAUGGGGGGCAUGGGGAAGGGGAAGGGGAGCCAGACGUGUUACAACUGUGGAGCCACGGGACACACGGCACGAGAGUGUAAGGACAGCACCAUGGAACAGAUGUCUGCGCAAGGAAUGUUCAGACUGAAGUACCAGCCACAAGAAUCAUUAGACACCACUGACUAGCAGCCAACAUAAUUAGCUUAACGUCUGUGUGUGUUUCAAUGUCAGCCUGUUGAGACUUCUCAAACAGUCCAAAUGUGAUGUUUGUAAUGAUUUUCACUAUUUUGAGGACAAUCUUGCCUGCUUUUAUAAGGAGAACUCUACAUAAUGUAACAUUAAAUGACCAAAGGAUAUGAGGAUAUUAAGAUGUGUAAUAGUACAAAAAAUAUCUUUAACUGUCAAUUCUGCAAGUUUGGGGUUUUCCUGGGGAAACCCUAUCAUUGUGAUACUAUGUAUCAAAGGUUUAUUUUUGAGUUGCAUAGUGGAAAUUCAUCAACAUAGCAAAACAAGGAAGCCUCACUCACACAGUGCAUAAAUAGUGUAUGCAAUAAAGUUUGCUCUGAUACGGUUAGGUCAUACCUUUGGGGUUAUAAACAAAAAGACAACAGUGCAAAGUCCAGGAUAGAUCCAUCUCAUGACUUCAGAUUUUAUUUUGCAAAGCCUCUGUAAAUAUGUACACACAACAAUGAAGGAAAUAUGUUGCCGUCCCUGAAAAACGGGGGCUAUGUUGUACACAUAUCAUCUGUGCUCUGUUGGUGUCGAAAGUCAAUAAGUAAAACCAACAUUUAGAGCUUUUCCAAAAAAAUUCUGUACGAUCUUUACAGUUAAACAUUUCACAACAGUUGCCAAUGCCGCCAUUGCUUGUAUGUUGAAUCCUUCGCUUGAAAGUCGACGGUCCCAGAACGCAGAGCAAACUGUCGAUAUGUGUGCCCGCUGCAGUGACAGCUACAGUCUUGCAUCUGCUGCUGGUAGCGUAGAGGUCCAAAACAAGUGUCACUCAGGUUGGGCACUGUCCAAUGACAUCAUGUUCUUGCAUAGGACACCAUACGGAAAAUGCUGUACUUGUCACAAAAACUCGAAUCGUAGUGCUAAACCUGUCAUCACAGAGCGGUCAUCCAUCCAAAGGCUCUGCGAUUUCUUGGAAGUCACCACAGAGAAACGACGCAGAAUCGAGGCAGAUUAUUUUGCGAGUUAUUCAAUUCAUAAAUACAGUAGCUAUAAAGAAGGAAAAGUAAGAAAAUCUGCUGUUGAGUUGCCAAUGUGUGCGCUGUAGGCCAGAAAAUGGCCUGCAACUAAAGGUGGCGAGUUUAGCGUCAAUAUUGUUACUAAUGCUUCCGGAUGCACUUUGUUUACCAUAGAACUGUAAAUAUAUAUACAUAUAUAUAUAUCUAUAUAUAUUGUACCUGGUAAGGGACCGAUGGAGAUAUACAAACUGUAGAGGACGUGAUAAUUUAUAAUGAAGUGCAAACGACUUUUUUGCUUGCUGUAUGUAUACUUUGCUCUUUUUUUGCUUGAUUCAACAUUGUGUGUGAGAGGCAACCAAAAAUUGUGCAUGUGCAAUUGUUGGCCAUCAUGCUUUUCAUCCAUCAACAGCCACAGUUUUUUGUCAAUAGGAAGUGAGCAAAAUUAUUCAGGAUCGUUGGACAGACAUGUUUUGUUUACCGUGUUUACCUUCUGACUUGUGCUGUACGCAAUACAAAGUUGGUGCUUUGACAAGGAAAAAGGUGUAUCCAGUCAGAUCCGUCAGUGGUAAAGGAUGUACUGCUUGUGUUUCUGUAGGAGAUAGUGUGGUUUUACUCCAGCAAUAUCUGGACAAGCUUGUCUAUUUUAAGUCAGUAGAGAGCAUGUACAUUUUUUUAGAAAUGUUUGUUGCAGGGAGAUGGAGAAAGAAAAACAUGGAUGUUUGUUGAAGUUUUAUGUAAUCUUCUCAAAGUGAGGUUUUUUUUGGUCUUUGCGUGACACAAGAUCUCGUAACAUCCCCAAUGAUAGACUGUCGUGUGUGACAUGUACUUGGACACAUAGAUAUUGGGUUGGAUAACUGAUUACAGCUGCCUUGGUUAUAAUGUAGGAGGAACCAGGCCAUGCUCUGUUAGAUAGCUACCCGCUCAUUCUCUAUUAUCACACAGAUAUAUCACAGCUAUUGUGGCGCUAUGGAAAGAGAAAAUAUAUCUUGUGGGGAGCCCAAGUACCAAGUCACUGUCUUUGCUCUUUUGCCGCCACAACUGUCACACAAGUCUUGCAAAAGUGACUACAGUGACUAGAUCCUCUGUUAGUAGUAAUACAUGGAGGAAAGAAUAGUGUUGGAUGGUGUGUGGUAAGAAAGUUCAGAGUGGAUGACAUCUGACUCAGAGAUCUUGGUGUCGAUGACGUGUGUAUAUAUAUCACCUUGGUACCAAAGCCAGCCUGUCAGACUACCCAACGUGAUGAUGUUGCAUGGUGUACAGUAGAUAAAAAAA